Molecule: messenger RNA, 1136 nt
Organism: Tribolium castaneum (red flour beetle)
Lineage: Eukaryota; Metazoa; Arthropoda; Insecta; Coleoptera; Tenebrionidae
Gene: Syx18
Product: Syntaxin 18
Exons: 2
Coding region: 171-1055 (294 amino acids)
Biological process (GO): retrograde vesicle-mediated transport, Golgi to endoplasmic reticulum
Cellular component (GO): SNARE complex; membrane; endoplasmic reticulum
Source: RefSeq, a predicted model, not a curated record
AAACGAAUCGCGGUGGCUGACAGGGCGACUUGACCAGUCACAAAAAUGUUAAAAAACGGUAUUUUAUGAGUUUGUGAAAGUUGUGCCCCCUUUUCUAAAUUAAUUAAGCCGUUCUACGGCCGUAACGUGUGAUUUGUCGGUUAGGUACACGUCACUUGUUCGGGGCAAAAAUGGACAUAACAAUACUUUUCAAGGCUUGUGUUAAGACUGUGAGGACGACUAACAAGGCCUUAGGCCUGCAAGAGUCCAAACCGGCGCUCCCGAAGUCGGGUCCGAAGGACCCCAAUUUGGCGACUGCUAAAGAAGUGGUGAAGCAAAUAACGCACUUCCAAACCUUCCUCUUAGAGAAUAAAGCAGCGUACUUGAACGUACUAAACUAUUUAUCCACCAAUAAAACCAUGACGGAGGUUGACCGAGAGCAAAUAGACACAACAGCUGAGAAAAUCGUAACCACAUGUACUUCCCUCAUUAGCGACUAUAAAAAAGAAAUUUGCAAGCUGCCCAAAAGCAAGCAAAAGGAGGAACACUACCACAACGUGAUCGACUCACUCGAGCGCUACUUAAAGACAGUUAGCAAAAUAUACACCGAGGCGAAGGCAAUUCGCGUGAAACGUGUCUUGGAGACGCACAAAGUGGCCAAAUUGGAGACAAUUGGCAGUAAAGGGAGUUUGGAACCCCCGAUUGUACCCCCAGUAUCGCCCCCUCCCGUCGAUAUCGAAGACCAGCUAUCAGUUGAAGAAAUGCAAAUGUUUGAGUCGGAAAACGAAAUGCUCUACAAUGAGCUCAACUCAACGUCCGAGGAAGUCAAACAAAUGGAAAGCAAAGUCGUGCACAUUGCCGAACUUCAGGAAUUAUUCACGGAGAAGGUCUUGCAACAGGAACAGGAUAUAGAAAGGAUUGCAAACAACGUCGUGGGGGCUACGAGUAACAUGCGGGACGCUAAUGAGCAAAUCAGACAAGCGAUUCAAAGGAAUGCAGGCUUGAGGGUCUGGGUGCUGUUUUUUCUGCUAGUUAUGUCGUUUUCGCUGCUGUUUCUCGACUGGUAUAACGAUUAACAAACCUAGAAAAAAUAAAUUAUUUAUAAGAAAAAACAUAUUUUUGUAUAACUCGGCAAUAAAGAAUAAAUCGACCAAAAA